Molecule: messenger RNA, 753 nt
Organism: Haemonchus placei
Lineage: Eukaryota; Metazoa; Nematoda; Chromadorea; Rhabditida; Trichostrongylidae
Source: the annotation of a GenBank genome assembly
AUGCACUCUCAAAGAAGAAAAGUCGACGAUUUGCAGAAGAUCAAGCAAAGACUAAGAAGUCUGCAAGCAGCCCUUCUGACGCUGAAAAAACCUGCAGAUCUUUUUAAUAGUAUAGUCAAUGUUACUCGUGAAGUCAUGUUAUUGUGCUCUACGCAUUCUCAUUUUCGCAGUCAAGCCCACCGCAAUGCAAGCAGUAGCGAGAAAUGGAGGGAGCGCAAGCGCGACGUAGAAAUUCUAGGAGCAGAAACAGAAAACUGCGAACUCCCGUUCUUCAGCCCUCGCCAACAUCUCCGAGUCCUCCACGCCUCGACGCCGAUUCUCAUCGCUCUGGGCAAAUUGUCAAACGCGGCGUGGAACACAAUGCUGGAUCAGCCACUCCACUAUGAAGACGCAAAAGGAAACACUCAACCAGUGUUAAUUCGAAUGGAGACGGUGGAGGACAUCGUGGUGGAUCAACUCGCUUCCAUCAAGGACUUCUACGCAGAAUUGAGAAUUUUGCAAACAACAAUUAUUCAGAAUGAACUGCAGGAAAGAAAGUUGGACGAACAAAUCGUGCUGGCUUCGUUGAAUGCAGUCAAGAACUCGGUGAAUGAACUCGCAAAAAGGAUGGACUCCUAUCCGAUGCGACCGUUCCUCAGAGCCAACGAUUCCUCAACCGAUGCACAGCACAAUCGAGCACCAGAGGAGACCCGAUCCUGCCAAGCAAGAUCAGGCAGAAAGAAUAAAAAUAAAACCUCCGGAACCAGGCUCUAG